Messenger RNA from Dermacentor silvarum, 3217 nucleotides. RefSeq lists its product as uncharacterized. Gene Ontology annotation, molecular function: fibroblast growth factor receptor binding; transmembrane receptor protein tyrosine kinase adaptor activity. Gene Ontology annotation, cellular component: cytosol. The record is from RefSeq and is a predicted model, not a curated record. NCBI's taxonomy places the organism in Eukaryota, Metazoa, Arthropoda, Arachnida, Ixodida, Ixodidae. Bases 518 to 3202 code for a protein of 894 amino acids. The transcript has 14 exons.
CAUUCUGUGAACGAAGGAGCCUACUCAGUGCCAUAGUUUCCACAUGGCUUGUACAAAGAGCUACGUCAUCAAGCAAUUGCUUCAGCCCUCAAGUGGCUGUGUGAGUUUACUUGCAACAGAAAAACAAUUAGAGAGGGGGUAAAUGACGCUGAUCUGUGUGGCCCACGUCCCGACACGUAGCCACGCGUAAUAAACGCUGCCCGCUGCUUAUCAGCGUUACCCAACGACAGCAUUCGUUGUCGCAUAAUUGGGACUGACCGGAAACGCCGUUGUCGCCUGGUCGGCAUUCCGAACAGCGUCCGCUGAGAUAUCGGCCACUGUUUUGUAGCGUAGCGCGCGUCUUUGGGAAGAGGCGACGCCGCCGACUCGCGACAACUUGGACGCGCCUGGUCGGAGCCGAGGAACGACAAGACGACGGCUGCGGAGGCCGCGGAAGGGAGCCCAAAAGACUCUCGUGGCUGAGUCACCCCGGGGGCUUUUCCCGCGCAUCGCCGCAUCCCGAGAGCGCCGGCGGGGGAUGACGACAGCAGACGACGCUGUCCGAUCCGGCGGCAGCAGCGGGCGUUGCGAUCCGAUGCAUCCGGCGAGCAUCGCGGCGGCCUGGCUUGCUCAGCUCGCCGAUCGAUGUCGCGAGCUGAGGCAUUGCGCGCGGACGCUCCUCGUUCUGCCGCCGUGUUUCGACUGCUACGCCCAGAGUCCCGACGCGUGCACGAAGGUCGCCCAAGGUUCGUCGGCGGAUCUAUCUUCGCCCGGUCUGGAGCAAAGUUGCGUAGCCGCCGGUGUCGGCACCUGGACCGCCGCCGCGUUGGGGUCGCCGGCGUCAGCGCUGACGGGCCAAGUUCAGCGCCCACGACAAGCUGUCAACGUCGAGCCCGUGGCGGGCCUUCAACGUUGCUCCGCGAGUCGUGAGACGCAGACAGCUCUGGGAUCGGUGUGCACCUCUUGCAAGGCCCGCAGGCCCGCAGACGGCCCCCUGCAGCUGCGCCUGGGCAUGGCGGCCGACGUGAGCACGCUGUUUUGCAACGACGGCCGUGAGUGGGGCAGCUACCUGACCGACUGUUUCCGGCAACAGUCGCUCACCGUCACCCAGGAGGCGCUGGACGCCAUCUCUCUGCCCUUGCCUCAGGAUAGGGCCAAGGCUUUGGGCGCCGCUAAGGUCUCUCUGCUGAUCGUGUCUCCGGACCUCCUGGAGCUGCUGGAGCGGCGUGGCGCCGAGCUCUUCUCAGUGGGCCGAUUGCUGGAAGCGGAUCGGGGUUUGGCUAUGCUGUGCGGCGUGGAGCCGCACGAGCUGGGUUCGUCACUCCGCGCCGCUUUCCCCAAUUUCUCGUCGUGGCCGCUGCUGGAGGCGCGCAACCAGGACCGCGAGUUCGUCAUACGCCUCGUCGAGACGGCCCGCGAAAUUGUGGAGCGUGCCGAUCACAGCAUGCGGGCCGCGGGAGCUGGAACGCCCCAGUUCCGCCUCUGUCCGCGGAAAGUGCACCAGGGAAACACAAAGGUAUUUGCCAUGCUGAACGAGCCAGUGGAACAAACUCAGAAGUUCCAGGUGUUAUUCGAGAGCUCCGGAAUGCAUGACCUACCCGUAAAAUGGAGGAAUCCCUACGUUCUGCAGUUUACAGUUCCAGAGACCUUCCUGCAGGUCUCGAAAGUGGUCAACGUGCAGCUCCGCUGCGAUGGCGCGCUGCUGGGCGUGCGCCAGCUCAAGUGCGAGUCGCAGAUGUCGCAGCUGCACGUUCUGCUCCAGUCGGCUACGUCGCCAUACGAGAUGCUCAGCCUCACGCUCGGCCUGGCCACGCUGCACGACGUGGACACGGCGCUGGCGACCAACCUGCGCCGCAACCUGCCCGCGCGGGGCUUCCACCUGCUCGGGCCGCAGCAGCAGAUCGCCCCGGAAAAGAAGCGCAGUGAAGAACUCUUGCCAACCCUGCUUCAUUUUGCUGCCCACUACGGACUCCACGAACUGAGCUUGGCACUCCUGCAGUGCCCAGGUGCCAGCGCUUGCUGUCAGAUGCUGAAUUGCAAAGGUCACUCACCCGCUCAGCUUGCAUCAAAUGCGGGACACCAUCGGCUUGCUACCACGAUCAACGACUUCCAAUCAAGAGCGUCUACACCUGCGGUGGAAGAGGACGCUCCUGUUCUCCCUCCAGCGCGAGUCCAGUCCAACCCGGGCAGAGGCAGUCCGCCUCGGAUGCACUACGAGAACGUGACCGUGGGCGGCGGCCACUACGCAAGUCCCGGCGCCGCGCGGGGCGCCCCCGUGUGCAACCCAUCGUACGGGCUUGCGCCGCCGCUGCCUCCGCUGCCGCCCGCGGCCCCGGAGCCGCAGUCCGCCGACGACGACCAAGAGGCCGAAUACCUGAGCAUGCUGCCGCAAGUCGAGGCGCCGCCCAAAGGACAAAGCUCGGUAACAAGCCAAAGUGAUCCAGAUGACGAAAAAAAUGAUACGAGUUCCACAACUGGACAAACUGGCCAAGGUACACCGGACAUAGUCUUCUCAAAUACGCAGGAGGACCUGGUUCGCAUAAUAGAAAUGUACAAGAAGGGUGUGCCCUUCUCGCAGAUUGAGAAGCUGUUUGACGACUGGAAGAAGAACAAUGAAAAUUCCAAGAGUAUUGAUGAUAGCAACCUCCAGGCUCUUCGUGAGCUUUACAAGCAGAAGCAACGUGCAGCGCAGGCAGCCAAGCAGUCAUUCAGUCUCAGUGACCUCAGGCAAAUUAUCACCGGCAAAGGAAACAGGCGCGGAAGCCGGAGCCGUGACAUCCAGCACACGACGCUUCCUAAUAUGAAGCAAGACGACUCCACUGACGGCUGUCGACGUGUCAGCACGCUUAGUGCCGUCUCAACAUCCAGCAGUGGCAGCUCCACUUCGAGCGACCGACUGAGCACGCUGAGCUCGAUGAGCGCGUACGACAGCGGGGCGCACUCGGACUCGUGCGAGGAAGGACGGCCGCCGCCGCGGCCCCCGCGACUGCCGGCGCCGCGCAACCCCAAGGCGGCGACGCACCAGUACUACGCCUUUGCGCCAGGCAGCGCCGACCGCAACGCGUCUCACCACCACUCGCUGGCUUCACCGCAGGCCGGAAACGUUGCAGCAUCCACCGUCUCAGAAGUCAGGGCGAACAUCAUACCGUCCAGCAUCUCGCUGCAUGGCAAUAUGAGCACAUCAGGUAGGUUUGCGAUUGAAAAAAUUAAAAAAACUCUGUGAAAAGCUCUCGCUCAC